Molecule: messenger RNA, 499 nt
Organism: Eptesicus fuscus (big brown bat)
Lineage: Eukaryota; Metazoa; Chordata; Mammalia; Chiroptera; Vespertilionidae
Product: small EDRK-rich factor 1
Exons: 3
Coding region: 114-302 (62 amino acids)
Source: RefSeq, a predicted model, not a curated record
GAGGGCGGGGCCGGCCCAGCCUUCCAGACCCGCUGCGGGGACGUCCGCUGAGCGCGCGAGGGAGCCUGCGCUUUUCCGAGUCGCUCUCUUCCGGGCCCGGUGCGGUGGUCGGCAUGGCCCGUGGAAAUCAACGAGAACUUGCCCGCCAGAAAAACAUGAAGAAAUCCCAGGAAAUUAGCAAGGGAAAAAGAAAAGAGGAUAGCUUGACUGCCUCUCAGAGAAAACAGAGAGACUCUGAGAUCAUGCAACAAAAGCAGAAAGCAGCUAAUGAGAAGAAGUCUAUGCAGACAAGAGAAAAAUGAUGACUGACAAUUUGGAAAACCUGGGUGCUACUGCCAACUAGGUGUAUUAUAAGCUCUAUGAUCAAGAUUUUGUAGAGUGAACAGUCAUUACAUAUGUUAUAUCUUUAUAAAAACUUUUAAACUUUACCUUUCAGUCUGACUUAGUAUAAUGUUUCAGAACCAUUCUUCAAAGAAUAAAACACUAACCAUGCAUGUGA